CGUCUCCGUCCCCGGCCCACCGCUGCCGCAGUCCGUCCCGGCCCCCGGCAGAGCUCGGCCGACCUCGCGCCAGGACCGCGCACGCCCCUCCGCCCGCCGGGACCUGGGGUAGCGCGCGUCCCGCGCCCGGUCCCCGCCCGGACCGGCGCGCGCGGGCUCGGCCUUUCGCCGUCAGCGGCGGUUGGUGGCGGGGAUUGUUUUUGUUGUCGCUGAGGCCGGAAGAGCCGCGGGAGCUGGGUGCGUGUCCCCGGGCCUGCCGCCGCCGCCGCCCCUUGCCCGGCCCCCGCGUCUCCGCGGCCAUCCCCCAGCGCCAAUAUUCCGGAGAUCAAGCGUUACGCGGCGGCGGCAGCCGGACCGGGAGUCGGAGGUGCUGGGGAGCGGGACGAGGCGGCCGCCGCCAUGGAGGCGCUGGGACCCGGACCUCCUAACAGCCUAUUUCAGCCACCUCGUCGUCCUGGCCUUGGCACAGUUGGAAAACCCAUCCGACUGUUAGCCAAUCACUUUCAGGUUCAGAUUCCUAAGAUAGAUGUGUAUCACUAUGAUGUGGAUAUUAAGCCAGAAAAGCGGCCUCGUAGAGUCAACAGGGAGGUAGUAGACACAGUGGUGCGGCACUUCAAGAUGCAGAUAUUUGGUGAUCGGCAGCCUGGUUAUGAUGGCAAAAGGAACAUGUACACAGCACACCCCCUGCCAAUUGGACGGGAUAGGGUGGACAUGGAGGUGACCCUUCCGGGUGAGGGUAAAGACCAAACCUUUAAAGUGUCUGUUCAGUGGGUGUCCGUUGUGAGCCUCCAGUUGCUUCUAGAAGCUUUGGCUGGGCACUUGAAUGAAGUCCCGGAUGACUCAGUUCAAGCACUUGACGUGAUCACAAGACACCUUCCCUCCAUGAGGUACACUCCCGUGGGGCGGUCCUUUUUCUCACCUCCUGAAGGUUACUACCACCCUCUGGGAGGGGGCAGAGAGGUUUGGUUUGGCUUCCAUCAGUCUGUGAGACCUGCUAUGUGGAAUAUGAUGCUCAAUAUUGAUGUAUCUGCAACUGCUUUCUACCGGGCUCAGCCCAUCAUUGAAUUCAUGUGUGAAGUUUUAGACAUUCAGAACAUCAAUGAACAGACCAAACCUUUAACUGACUCCCAGCGUGUGAAGUUUACCAAAGAAAUCAGAGGUCUCAAAGUUGAAGUGACCCACUGUGGACAGAUGAAGCGCAAAUAUCGAGUUUGUAAUGUGACCAGAAGGCCAGCCAGCCAUCAAACUUUUCCUUUACAGCUAGAGAAUGGUCAAGCUAUGGAGUGUACAGUAUCUCAAUAUUUUAAGCAGAAGUAUAGUCUGCAGCUGAAAUACCCCCAUCUUCCCUGUCUCCAAGUGGGACAAGAGCAAAAACAUACAUACUUGCCACUUGAGGUGUGCAAUAUAGUAGCAGGACAACGAUGUAUAAAGAAACUCACCGACAAUCAGACCUCCACGAUGAUCAAAGCCACAGCCAGAUCUGCUCCUGACAGACAGGAAGAAAUCAGUAGACUGGUGAAGAGUAACAACAUGGUAGGAUGCCCUGACCCUUACCUUAAAGAAUUUGGUAUCGUUGUCCACAAUGAAAUGACAGAACUCACAGGCAGGGUGCUGCCAGCACCAAUGCUGCAAUACGGAGGCCGGAAUAAAACAGUAGCCACACCCAACCAGGGUGUCUGGGACAUGCGAGGAAAGCAGUUUUAUGCUGGCAUUGAAAUUAAAGUUUGGGCAGUUGCUUGUUUUGCGCCUCAGAAACAAUGUAGGGAAGAUUUACUAAAGAGUUUCACAGAUCAACUGCGGAAAAUCUCUAAAGAUGCAGGGAUGCCCAUCCAGGGUCAGCCAUGUUUCUGCAAGUAUGCACAGGGGGCGGACAGUGUGGAGCCCAUGUUCAAGCACCUAAAAAUGACAUAUGUGGGCCUACAGCUAAUAGUGGUUAUCUUGCCUGGAAAGACACCAGUAUAUGCGGAAGUGAAACGUGUGGGAGAUACCCUUCUUGGUAUGGCCACCCAGUGUGUCCAGGUAAAGAAUGUAGUGAAGACCUCACCCCAAACCCUUUCCAAUCUUUGCCUGAAGAUCAAUGCUAAGCUCGGAGGGAUUAACAAUGUGCUUGUCCCUCAUCAGAGGCCCUCCGUGUUCCAGCAGCCUGUCAUCUUUCUGGGAGCAGAUGUCACUCACCCUCCAGCUGGGGAUGGGAAGAAGCCCUCCAUUGCUGCUGUGGUGGGCAGUAUGGAUGGCCACCCGAGCCGGUACUGUGCUACUGUGCGGGUGCAGACAUCCCGGCAGGAGAUUGCCCAGGAGCUCCUCUACAGUCAGGAGGUAAUCCAGGACCUUACCAACAUGGUUCGAGAGCUACUCAUCCAGUUCUACAAAUCUACACGAUUCAAGCCCACUCGGAUCAUCUAUUAUCGUGGAGGGGUGUCAGAGGGGCAGAUGAAACAGGUAGCUUGGCCAGAACUAAUAGCAAUUCGAAAGGCGUGUAUUAGUUUGGAAGAGGACUACCGACCAGGAAUAACAUACAUUGUGGUGCAAAAGAGGCAUCACACAAGGCUGUUUUGUGCAGAUAAGGCGGAGAGGGUGGGGAAAAGUGGCAACGUACCUGCAGGCACUACGGUGGAUAGCACCAUCACCCAUCCAUCCGAGUUCGACUUUUACCUCUGUAGUCAUGCAGGAAUUCAGGGAACCAGCCGUCCUUCACACUACCAAGUCUUGUGGGAUGACAACUGCUUCACCGCAGAUGAGCUCCAGCUGCUGACUUACCAGCUGUGUCACACCUACGUGAGGUGCACUCGCUCGGUCUCUAUCCCAGCACCUGCGUAUUAUGCCCGGCUUGUAGCCUUUAGGGCCAGGUAUCAUCUGGUGGAUAAAGAUCAUGACAGUGCAGAAGGCAGUCAUGUGUCAGGACAGAGCAAUGGCCGGGACCCUCAGGCCCUGGCUAAGGCCGUGCAGAUCCACCAUGACACCCAACAUACCAUGUAUUUUGCUUGAGAGUCUCCAAAAUAGUAAUAAUCAUAAUCAUAAUUCAAGACAUCUGGCACCUCAAGCAGCCUCAAAAUGUUUCAAAUGCCUACCACCUCUUGAGAGAGCCAAGAGGACUUCAGGGGGUCUUCUCUAAGUGGCUCUGCUUUGUUGCACUGGAUCUCGAUUUUUUUUUGCAGCACUAUCUGAUGCAUUGACAAAUGGAGCCAUUUUUUUAAAGGUCAUAGAUACACAUAGAUUCUCUUUUCUGAUGCACUGGAUGGAAUUUUUACCUCAACAUGCAAAGGCUGACAAGCCUGAACUUCCUAAAGGACUUUCCCAGAAAGGUUGCUGUGGAGGACGCAUUCACCGUGUCUACAGAAUGGUGUUCUCAGCAUGCCCGCAACCCUCUCAUCUCAUAAGAGAAGAUGAUUCCUGUUUUCUGUUUCCAUCAAGAAGCGUAUAUGUGGGAGAGAGAAACCAGUCGGCUUCAGUUUGGUGUUGCUAUUUAAUUGUGUUGGUUCACAGACUUUCUAGUGGAGAUUUGCAACUGCCACUGUAAAUGCCUUUAAUGAGCAUUCAAUCUUGAGAGUAUUUGACAAGUUUUUCUGAGUUUUUCUACUUCAUUUGCUGGAUCUCCACAGGCUUGUGCUGCUGCCAGUACAGGCCACAGGCAAACUGCACUAUACUGGGCUUCAGAUUCAAGCAGGCACUUACCUUAUUUGGUUGACUUACGUGAAUGUGUGACAGAAACCCAUAGAAAAUGUGUCACAGUGACAGAUAACACUGCCAUGGUCAAAAUACUCAUGUUUCUUCCUAUCAGAAGUAUCAAUAAUUAGUUAUUUAAGAGUUUUCCAAGUUUUUAAAAGUGCCCAUUCUAUGCUGCUCUGUGGUUUGCUAGAUUUAAUGAUUUUUAAACUUUUCUCAUAGAGAAUGAACUUUGGCAAUAAACAUCUUUUAAGGUCCCCCCUCUUCCAUCCCCUGAUGAUGUAGUUUUCUAGAUUAGAUUUUGAUAGUUUCUUUAUUAGCUGUUUCUUAGAUGUCACAAGCUGGCAAUUUCUGAAGCUGGUCAGAAAAGACAUAUAUUUCCAUGUGUUUUUAAAUAAUUAUUUUUACCUUUUUUAUAGUCACAGUUAGUGCCCUGUCACUUCAUUUUAAAAUAAGCUAGAACCAGGAGGCUUCCUUAUUUGCUAUGCUCUGCCAGUCCUUAAGAUACCUUGUGCAAUGCUGCAACUUGCAAAAUUAUACCAGCAUUUAGGCUUUGUUUUUGUUUUUGUUUUUGGUUUUGGUUUUGUUUUCACCCUGGGAACCAAGGUGAUCCACAUGAGUAUUGCAGAGCAAAAUUUUUUGCUUCUCCUUCUGACGCGAAGGCACUUGGUAGGUUUUCCUUCCUUUUUAUUCAAUUAAAACCAUGUAGGAAAUAUUGGGUCUUUUCUUCCUAGAUUUUGAAUUCUGCUCACAAGCAGAUGGGAUUCCUUUCUCAUCCAAACAAAGGGAUGCUUGUCCAGUGCAAGCAUCAGGAAAAGCAUAGGGGGAAAACAGAGUCUGUACUUAGUGUAACUAACAUUUUGUGAGUGGACAACAGCUACAUAGAUCCUUGGUAGUCCCAGCCAGUGUUUCCCAGCCCAAAAGUGACUGACUUGAAAACAUCUUUCCUGGAACAUCAGGAGUAAGAAAUGGAAAAGGAGAUACAAGGCCACAGAAUCAGUCUGCUGCAGCUGAGGGAGGGGUGGGAUGGGACAGACACAGUGUGGUUCUGGAGUGUGUGGGGAGAGUAGAUGCCGAGGCUGAUGGUGAAUGGUGUUUGCUUAAACUCAUUAGUCCAAAUCUCUCAAUGUAGCCUUUUCAGAAUCCCAGCAAUAUAAAGCACCAUUCUUCAUCAGUCGUUGAGACAAGCUUGUCCAUAUGUUGAAGUUUACAUUUCCACCCUUCCUGCUCAGAGGGAGUGCAGACACCUGCUGAGACUGGCCUCUGAGUUUUGUGGUGUCUAUUGAGUCCUACAGCUCAUGGUGAUUGAUGAUGCCAACGUCCUUUGUCUCCAAAGGUAACGGGAACCUAGGCGAGGGUGACAAGAUGGCAGGUGUUCAUGUUGUAAGGUUUUCCUUUUUGUUUUUGCUUUUGCUUUUGUAAAUACCUCACUUGGAUCAUACAAAUCGGGACAUGUUGGUAAGGGGCUGGCUGCUGCUUAUUCACACUUGUUCAGGGAGAGCACAGCAAAAAGCCACAUCAACAUGGCCAUCCUGGACCCAAGAAGAGGACAAAAUGGAAGCUUUUGUAGAAGGAGGACUUGCUAAAAUGAAGAACUCUCUGUGGCUGGUUGGCCAGCAUGCACCUCCCCUGCAUUUGAGUGCCUCAGGCUUGCUUGUGAAGAUCGCACAAAAGAGUCACUUCUCCAUCUCCAGGUGUGCAUGGAAUAGCAAGCAAGGCGGAGUAACAGGAGACCCCAAACUAUUAGCCUGCAUCUGGGCAAUAUGCCUGACCUUGAACCAUGGUAUUUGUUAAGAUCUCAAUCAGUUCUUGUACACUGGGGUAACUCAGUGUGCUGGUGGAGGAAAAGCCGGGAGACCUAUAUUUUAUAGGAGAACAAUAUCAUGAAGGGUGCAAUGCUGUCAUUUUGGACAACAGGACAGAUAUAAGUGGGGCUGUUGAAAGAAUUUGAUGAGGGGCGAAUCUUUAAUAUUCUGUAUAGAAUCAGAGUUGCCGCAGUACUUGGGCCAGCAGGGCUGAAAGCACAGUUUUUUUUAAUAGGACUUGAUAAUUCAAAUAGGUAGCCCCUCGGGACAGACUGAAUUGUUAUGCAUGUGUCAAUCAACGGGUGGUGUGCAUUCCCUAGAUGUAGUGUUGGGCUGUUUGGUUUUCUAACAGGCAGCCUGGGUAGGCACUGUCACGUGGUGUGAAAGACUCAAACGUAGUGAUGCUAAUGAGUAGCUAUUUCAGGCUAAGGAUUUGUAAGGGACAGUAAGAGAGUGGUGAAGACUCCUGAUGAUCACAUGAUUUUAUUGUUGUGAGCUGUUGAAUCCUGAGCAGUUUAUACAGAGAGCCAGCUAAUGCAGCCAGUGUUCUGGGCUGGCAGACCACAAUCAUUCUUACUGUAAAUUGUAUCUGGUGAUUUACAAGCAGCUGUAUUCUACGUGGUCUGCAUUUUAGGAUCUGGUGCCCACCCUGUGUCACAGUAUAUCCUACCUGGCUCAGAGACCUCUGCUUCCCAAGGAGAAAAGAUGAUCUACUGGAAAAGAAAGCUCACCCUCUCCACCUGCCCUAGCCUCCCUCUGUGGAUAUAGAAGUGCUUUCUGGCUCAAUAGUGGGAUGAUAGCUCUGCCUUCAUUUUCAGAAAGUGGAGGUGAAAAAGCAGUGCCUCAACAACUGCUUUAGCUCCAAGAAAAAUGUGUUCCCUAUCAAAUGAAAGGGAAGAUCUUGUUAUUGAUGAACAUUGUCUUGUCCCUUGCUAUUGCCCUAAUUCCUGCUCUUUCUGUGUCUAGUGGCUGAUAAUGUUUGCAUUGGUUCCUUUGAACAAUGGUGUGAUUUCUGUUUUGAUAAUGUUAGAUUUGUAAUGUUUGAAAUUUAUUCAGUUUGGACUGAAUGUAUGUUUCUAGCAAUACGAGGUACUUUCUAAGCUAAGGGAGGGGUUGGAUUCCCAUCUUGAGAAAAGACAAUGAUUCUUUAAAUUUUGGAAUUGUUUUUGGCUUGCAGGGAUAUUUUGUGUUUAUGUGUCCAAAAAUAAAAUAAAAAUAAGAUAAAUCAGCA
Molecule: messenger RNA, 6699 nt
Organism: Ochotona curzoniae (black-lipped pika)
Lineage: Eukaryota; Metazoa; Chordata; Mammalia; Lagomorpha; Ochotonidae
Product: protein argonaute-4
Exons: 18
Coding region: 400-2985 (861 amino acids)
Molecular function (GO): RNA binding; protein binding
Source: RefSeq, a predicted model, not a curated record